AGCAGGCCAAUCGGAGAAGAGGUUGUAGGGAGGCGGCUGAGCGGGGGUUGUGGGGGUAGGAAGCUAGGGUUAGAGGCUACCGGUGAGGCUAGAAAGCCGAGCGUGGUCGGUUGGAGCAAAUAUGUCUGUCCGGAGGCACAUUGGGAAUCCUGAGUAUCUGACCAGAAGGAUACCACAAAACCCAAGGUAUCAGCAUGUCAAGUCAAGACUAGACACUGUGAGCAACUCAGAGUUAAUCCCGAGAAAUCAAGAAUUUUGUGGCAUCUCCAAUCUUCACCCAAAUCGCCUUCUACUGAGUUCUUCAAAGCCAGAUAUCUUCUUCCUGGGUGCCUGAGUGUAUCUUCCCAGCUCCCCAGCACUGCCAGACUGUGCCCGGAAUGGAUUAUGCUUGCGAUGAGAUCCCUGCCGACACUUUGUUCGGUCACCACCGCAGGGUCCUUGUGUAUUCUCAAGCACCCUCUCUGGCUUCCUGCUCUGUAGCCCUGCAGGCUGAUUAAGGGACAAUUUCCAAACCACAGGGCUCUUCCUUUGUUAGCCUCCUAAACGCUUUCAUUUCUGGCAUUAUUCUCUCAUUUCAAUCUAUAUUCAAUCUAAUUUCAAAUUUCUUUAGCUCUCUAAAAGUCCAUAGACUAUCUCCACUCAGUCUUUUCUAGCUAUUUUUAAUUUUUUUAAAAUUCAUCUUACUUUUCUUAUCUCCAUACAAACUAGUCAUUUUCUUUUUUUCUUCUUAGUCUCUACUUUUCCUGAAUAUCUGCUAAUAGGCUUGAUCCUAAGCACUGAAACUCAUUACAGACUAGGUACUCUUCAUCUUUACUUGGUAUUUAAUUCUGUUUCUUAUGCCAAAGGAAGAAAUGUAUGUGAAAGCCUUUUACAAACCAGAAAGCACUAUGCGCUCGUGUAACUUAUUGAGAUUAACAAAGGACCUCUGUGCCUCUUUUCACGCUUUCUGCUCCUUCCGAGCCAAAAGAACUUCUCCAUAGAGGAGGGAAAUAUUGAAGAAAAAUAAAGCAGUGGAAUUGUCUCUUAGCAACUGAGUUCCUGCCUUAUAAAUCUUAACCACUUUAGAUUACUGCUGCUCAAAAUCACUUGCUUUUCUUACUGGCUCAGUACAAAUAAGGUUAUUACAUUAUAGGAAAACAAAGGAAAAACUCUAAUGAAUGAACCCCUCAGUUCGUUGAUUAUGCUGUAUCUUUGCUUAGCAAUAUCAAUAUAGUUGAGUUGUCUCUUUUUCUUGAUUCCACUUGUAAAACCUUUUUAUAUAUCUUUUUUUUGCAACUUAAAUUAUAAACUAAGUAGAGGCUAAAUAUCACCGUAUACAUUUCUAUUACCUGAGUCCUGAAACAAUAUAGGUCAUUUAAGUAGUGUGUAACAUAUAUGUACUGUAUAUAAAUAAAGUUGUGUAUAGCUUAGAGAAAAUUAGGCAUCCAAAAACUCAAAGCAAAUUGGGGUAUGAUUAUUUACAUUAUAAUAUGAUCCAUUAUAAGGAUUCUUCAGCUAGUAGAUCUUCAUAGUAUUUCUCAUUUAGCAAGUAUUUUUGAGUGCCUCCAACCCUAGACAGUGGAAAGGAUGAAGAUAUUCUGUGCAUGUGUGCGUCUGUGUGUGUGUGUGUGUGUGUGUGUGUAAAUAGUUAUUUGGGGCUUUCAGUAUAAUAAGAUAGAUAAGACUUACACACAAAUAAGGCAGUACAAUGAUAAAUGCCUUGUGAGUGGUAAGCUGAGUGCUGUAGAAGUUCAGAGGAGGGAAAGGUCACUUCCAGCUGGGUGAGCUAUUAUGAUUAUGUGGGCAAGGUGACAUGUCAGAGAGCCAAAGACUCACAGAGAGUUUGUCAAGUUUAGUAAUUAAGGCAAGAUUGAAGAGGUAGGUAAGACGUUGGCGCCUUCAGUAGUAGAGCAAGGAGUUUAAACUUCAGUCAGUAAGCAGUGGGGAGCCACUAACUUUCUUUUUUAAUCAAAGUCUUGUCUAGGAAAAUUUAUCUGGCAGUAAUGUGUAAUUUCAAUUAAAAAAAUUAUUCUGUUGAUAGUCUUUUAGCCUCCUUACUUUUGUAUAAAAUAAAAAUGUGUUUAUAAAUAAGUCAAUUAUAGAAUUGAUUCAUUUGUAUUCUUUUUAAAAGGUAGUCAAAAAGCUGUUUUCAGAUGAAAUUAGAGCCAGUAAGGUAACAGUAUGACUAAGUACAUUGAGAAGCUAGAAGAGAUCAAAAAAAAUUAUAGAUACAAAAAAGAUGAGCUUUUCAAGAGACUGAAAGUAACAACUUUUGCCCAGCUGGCCAUCCAGGUUGCGUCCCUAUCUGAUCAAACACUGGAAGUGACAGCUGAGGAGAUUCAAAGGCUAGAAGACAAUGAUUCUGCAACUUCAGAGCCUGAUGCUGAAAUCACUGCCAAGACCAACGGAAAUGGGAGCCCUGGGGAGCAGUCGCCAAGCCCCGUACAGUUCAUCAACAGUGAGGGAGCCGGGGACUUUAGCCGCUCGACUCUUCAGAGCGUCAUCAGUGGUGUUGGGGAACUGGAUCUAGACAAAGGGCUUGUGAAGAAAACAGAGCCCAAUACCAAAGACAAACCUUAUCCCGACUGCCCUUUCCUGCUGCUAGAUGUACGAGAUAGAGACUCUUACCAGCAGUGCCACAUUGUUGGAGCUUACAGUUACCCAAUUGCAACUCUGUCUAGAACAAUGAACCCUUACUCAAAUGAUAUUCUUGAGUAUAAAAAUGCCCAUGGCAAGAUCAUCAUCCUGUAUGACGACGACGAGAGGCUGGCCAGCCAGGCGGCCACCACCAUGUGCGAGAGGGGAUUUGAGAACCUCUUCAUGCUUUCCGGAGGUCUAAAAGUCUUAGCUCAGAAAUUCCCAGAAGGACUGAUUACAGGUUCCCUGCCAGCAUCUUGCCAGCAGGCCCUUCCUCCUGGUUCUGCCCGGAAACGAUCCAGUCCCAAAGUGCCGCCCCUACCAGCUGAGAAUAAAUGGAGAUUUACCCCGGAAGACCUAAAGAAGAUAGAAUAUUACCUGGAAGAGGACCAGGGUCCUGCAGACAAUCCUAGCCGGCUGAGCCAAGCUAACACUUCUGGAAGAGAUGCCAAGGUUCCAGGCACCCGCAGCAGUCAGAACCUGCCUGCCGGGGGCCCUGCCAGCCACCAGAAUCCCCGCUCACUGGGCAGUGGCCACCUGCAAGGCAAACCCUGGAAGUAAAAGACUUUGUCUGCCUUAGUCAAAUAAAUGUUUUCUCUCCUUUUGGAGCCCCGAGCAGCCCCCAAGUUGGUCAUUUCAGAAACUGCUGCAAAGACCUCAGCAUGUGUGUCAGGCCCUCUUCCUGUCUCCAGCUCCUUUCCCACAUCCAACUUGGGAAGAAUUUUUACAAAAACCAGAGGCAUGACAGGCUCUAGUGUCCUCCCUGUUGUUUACAGGAUAUUUAAGUCUCUGAAACUGAGUAGCAAAAAACAGUCUUAAUUUUUUUAGGCUUUCAUUUUUUUAAAAAUAAGGUCGAGUUUGUUUUGGUCUGUAUCCUGCAUUGUUUUGUAACUACUUCAGGCACAUCUGUGUGUCCUUCCCAGCCAGUUCUUUUUCACUCAGUGUUCUUGGUUUCACGAAGGUUCUCUAGGUAGGCUUUGCAGCCUGAGAAGCUGCCCCUGGGGGUGCGGAUGAUUCAUAGCCGCCACCAGGGUCCCCAUCAGGUGUGGACCCGCUUGGCUGAGGAGCUUUCGCCCAGCACCCACCCGAUACAGGUUCUGUCUUGAGUUUGGAAGCCGAUACCUAUAAGCAUUACUCAGUUAAGAUUUAGUAGCCGCUCUCAUGUGUGUGCAAAGCUCCCUCUCACAAGAUGUUCUGGGGCCAGCACAGGUGAUGCUGUGUGCUCAGCCACCCUCAUGGGAAAGCCCUAUCCACAGUACAGGGCUGGGUUGAAAGCCAUUCAUUGAAGGCCCCUGGAGUCACCCCUCAUUUUUGGUUGGCGUAUUAGUUGUAAAUUUCCAUUAUCCAGCUCAGGCAUAUCCAUAUUAGAUGGGUAGAAAUCAUGGCCCCUUGAAAACACUGGCUUUGGUUGGGUCACUACCAGCACACAAGGUGAGGACGACUCCACAGCCCUUUGUCAGAGCUGACAACCCCUUAAAUCCUUGCUUAAAAAUACAGUAUUAGUCUAAUUGAGUAAUUAGUGCAAUUUCCUGCUUACUUUUCAUUCUCAUGACUGAGCUGUGAUUAGGAGGUUGUGAUUAUAGAUUCUUGUUUGGCCAGAAUUUUGAAUCGGCAUUAAUUGAACUGCUAGAUGACUGACAUUCAUUCCAUUUAAUUGGGGGAACAAAAGACCUCAGGUAAGGAUGAGGAACUCUGAAAUCAUCAGGAAAAGGAAAAAGAGGCUUGUUAAUUUUUAUGGUCUGUGAUCUGUAGUUGUGAUAAGGGACUGAGGAAUAAAUUGUGCUCUUUGUCAUGGCAACCAGCCUCUGAAAAGCCAGCUGAAAAUUGCCUAUCCUUAGGUGGUUAUUGCUGCUGGGUAAGAUUUGUCUUAACAGGACUAUUUUUCUCACCACCAAAAAAAAGGUAUCACAGUAUUUCCAGCAUGGAAAGCUGUAUUUGUAGGAAAAUAAAGGUAAUAAAUAUCUUAUAGAGACAUAUGGAAAAAUAACUUUCAGAUUCAGCCCAGUUCUAUUUUAGUGUGUUUAUUCUUCUCUACUUGAUUUCCAAAGUGCAACAUUUUCCGAUGCUUUAGAAAUCAAACAAACCAGGGACAUUGUUCAGAUGUCAAGCCGUGCCCAAUUUUCCAUAAGAUUCAAGAAUCUUGUAUAAAAUUCAGCCAACGUACACAAAGCUUUAAUGAGGAGCCUGUCAUGUUUCCCCAUAAAUUUAUUGCCUGAGAACUAAGUGCAGCCUUUUGCUAAUGCCAAAAUGCUCUGGCUUUUUAUUUUCUUUACAGCAUAGAUUUUUUUAAAUGCAGAUUUUUCCACAUUCAACUUUCCCCUAGCGUGGACAAGAUUUUCAGCCAUUUUGGACACAUAUACAUUUUUAAGAAAAAAAAUUUUUUUUCCCUGUGACAGAGUUCUGUUUAUUCCAUUUUCAAGUUGACUAGCCAGGAGUCUAGAUUUCCCCCACUGGAUUCAGUUUUACAAGUAAGUGGUAGCCCCUUUUGCUCCUGUUCUGCAUUCCCAUCACCACACAACACCAGAGUGUUUGAAAUGACUGUGUAUGUGCGCACAGCCAGUGUAGCCGAAUCUAUUAGAAUUGCUGUGCAUUUACUGGAGAGAUCUGGCAAGUUGGCUAUGUUGAUGUGUGUUUCUCCAUAGUGCUUUGCCUGUUGGUAAGGGUUUUAAAUAACUUCUCCUCAAAGACCUGUUCUCAUUCUGUACUCUGUGUGUGAAAUGUCACUCGCAGACAGUUUUUACAUGCUCACGGUAUUGCUCUGAAUGUUCUACAUUACUAGUUUCUUCAUUAGAUUAACUGACAUGUAUUAUUUAAGUGAUCUGUGAUACUCUGUGCAAUUAUGAAUGUUGACAAUUAAAAUACAUAGUUGCUAAUU
Capra hircus (goat) is the source of this 5491-nucleotide messenger RNA. It is a transcript of the gene CEP41, whose product is annotated as centrosomal protein 41. The coding region runs from base 2161 to 3177 and encodes 338 amino acids. Gene Ontology annotation, cellular component: ciliary basal body. The transcript has 13 exons. Lineage: Eukaryota; Metazoa; Chordata; Mammalia; Artiodactyla; Bovidae. Gene Ontology annotation, biological process: protein polyglutamylation; cilium assembly. The record is from RefSeq and is a predicted model, not a curated record.